CCUAAUUGGCUUGCUGUCUAGGCCUAGGCUCGAUCAUUCUUCACAUGAUUGAUUGUCAGACCUCUUGAAUCUCCCCCAGCUGCACCUCUGCAUCAUCCAUUUCUGGGGGCCCGACCAAAUCUUGCAUGCACUCUUGCCGUCGCUCCGAACAUCUCGGACCUCUGCGACAAUCACCUGCUUGGUCUUGACUUGCUGAUCCUUGCACGUGCCUCUGUUGACGUGCUGUCUGGUGCACACCGUCUAUUACUGUGUGUUGCUUUCUUAUCGGUUCUGCCAGCGUUCUUAUGCAGGCUCCUCCCCCACUGGAGACUUUCUGUAUCAUCUGAUGCGCCGACAAGCCUUCUCCUUCGCAUCAUCUGGCCGGAGCACUGCUUCGCUGUCGCCAGCCCUUCCUACGUCCACGACGCCUAGGUAGAAACCUUGAUUCGACGGAACGACAAGGACGAAGAUUCCAUGGUGGAAUAGUUGCAGAUCCGAAAUGUCGCCCAACGGUACACCUCAGAAGAGUCCCACGCUCAGACCGGCGCCAGACGGACGAUCCGAGUCUACUACGACGUCGAUUGCGCAGGAUCCUAUACGUAGAGACUAUGGCACUCUCAACAGUUUUCCUACUUCAAGCGCCCACCGACCACGCAGCUCCUACCGACACGAUGAUGUAUCAGAUAUGCCACCUCUCUCACCCCAGAUCUCCAGACCGAGAAAGCCUCCUACAUUACGAAGAACGUCAACUCGUACAGGCAAACCAUUACCACAUCGCGGCGAACAAUUCUCAGUAGACGAUGAUGUAUCCGAGGUGGAAGGAGACACUAUACAGACUAUACCCCCUCUACCUCGUCAGCAGUCGACCGUACGUCGAAGGACUCAUGCUGCCGUGCCACUUGCGCGUGUGGAUUCAGCAGGAGAAGAGGAGGAGGCAGAAGAGGCGGCAGAAGAAGCCUCUGCCGAACCGCCCUUGGAAGACGGUGUUGAUGAGGGAGCAGAUGGUGACUUGGAGGAUGACGACGAUGAAGACGUGAGCGAUGCUGAAAGUUUCACCUUAAGAGAUCGGCAGCUGGCAAUCAAUCAAACACACCCUUUUGGUAUCAGGAUAUGGAAGCCCGCCCUAUACAAGAAGAACAGAUCCGUGGAGAAAGGAGCGGAAGAAGACAUUCACUCUUCGCCCAGCCAGAUUGUAAGCAGCUGGCUAUGGACCUUCAACUGCCUGUGGACCAUCUUCUUUGGGUGGUGGUUGGCUAUUGCAGCUGCUAUCGGUGGCGUUGUUUGCUUCAUCUUUGCCUGGGACCCUAGUGCGGCCGCGUAUGGCAGAGUAUUCUUCGGGCUUUCCAAUUACCUCUUUUGGCCGUUUGGGAAAUUCGUCAAGCUCGAGCAAGACGAGAACUACGCGGAAGAAGAUGAGGGUGAGGGUCGAAGUAUUGGCGAGUACGAACGGUGGCAGAGUGGAGAUCUGGAGUACGGUCGACUGAUGUUUGGUCCAACGGUCACCCAUACCGGUUCCAUUGUAGGUCGCCAUCGAAACAGCAUCGAUUCAGCCAGCGAAACCGACAGCCUGCUGGCUCGAAGUGGAAGGAUGGAAAGACCAGACACAAACGUCUCGCACAAAUCGAACAAAAGACGACUUUUCGGGCGUGGUGAAUGGACUUUGGGCAGAGUCAUCUUUUUCAUCUUCUUCUACUUCAACCUCGCUCCAUUGAUACUUCUGGUUUCAGUGGCCUGCUGGUUGAUGGUCUUCUGGAUUCCUAUGGGUCGAGUCACUCUCAUUUUGUUCUAUCACCUUCGGAAACGACCUCUAGCGCUCACUUUUCAUCGGGAUGCUUCGACAGCUAGGCACUCGACGAACCCAUCAUCGAUUCUCUUGUGCACCUAUCGGGCUGUCGGUACGAAAUAUUGGAAGUACACAAUUGAUGGAACCAACAUCUUUCUCAUCAACUUCCUCGCCGUUGUGGUAUUUGUCAUUUUGGACUACUUUGUGCUGAAGAUCGGCUUGCAGCUCAACAUUUGGCUCACAAGUCCGGCACUGAUGUUCACACUAGCACUUCUUUCGAUCGUCCCGCUGGCUUACUUCAUUGGACAGGCCGUGGCCUCGAUCUCGGCCCAAUCAUCCAUGGGCAUGGGAGCCGCAAUCAAUGCAUUUUUCUCUACUAUUGUCGAAGUCUACCUCUACUGCAUUGCCCUCAAUGAAGGAAAGGGUGCUCUGGUAGAAGGAAGCAUCAUUGGCAGUAUCUUCGCUGGUGUCUUGCUCUUACCGGGUCUCUCAAUGUGCUUCGGAGCCAUCAAACGCAAAACGCAACGGUUCAAUGUCAAGUCGGCUGGUGCCACAUCGACCAUGCUGUUGUUUGCCACCAUCGCAGCAUUUGGACCUACCCUAUUCUACAAAAUCUACGGAAGCCAUGAGUUGAUUUGCAGGACAUGCACGUCUGGUGACCUCGACAGCCCCAGAGAUUGCAGGCAGUGCUAUUUUCGGCAGCUCCCAGCAAUCAGCGAUGAGUUCUUUGUGAAAGCUGUGCGACCCUACUGUUGGUUUGCGGCCGUGCUGCUCUUUUCUUCGUACAUCAUCGGGCUCCUGUUCACCCUGCGAACGCAUGCCGCCAUUAUUUGGAGUACCGAUGUCGACGAGAAGAAACCUCAGCAACCUAACACAGCAGAUGUGAGUCCCAUGGAUACUCGACAUCAUAGUGUUAACAACUCGCAACACUUGCACAAUCCAAAUGGCUAUAUUCCACGAUCGGCCAUAAGAGACUCACAAUUGUACAAACGGAUCUUGGGCCAAUCUCUCAGGUCAGCUGGGCUGCCUGCCGAUGGUGAUGCUACGAGCGAGCGAGAACAUUCUGGUGCGCACAAGAGUUUGUCGCAAACUCACAUCAUUGAUCAUGCCGUUGAUCAUCCAAACAAAAACGAUUUGCCGCAUGUUGUACCACCCAAGUCAAGUCACGGUUCGGAGCUUGUCAAAAGUCCUUCCAUGCUCCCCUCUAUGCUCCCCAUUGUUCCAGGCCUGUCCGAGGAAGACAACAAUAACCUCGUGCGACAAGUGGCGGAAAUGGCGGCGACCGCUGCAACCGUUGCGGCCAGAGAUGCAGUCAACCACCCUCGGACUGCAUCCUAUCAAUCGACACAUGUCUACAAAGCCGACUCUGUAAAGUCUCACCGACCCUCAGGAGCUCUCCGUCACAACGCUGCGACGGAGCAAGACGCGUAUGCGAAUCCUGCAGUUGAACAAGCUGUUCAUCCUGGCGGUGAGGGAGGCGGGCAAGGCGGCCAUGACGCGCCGAAUUGGUCACGCACCAAAUCGGCCGUCAUUCUUCUGACGGCGACAGUGGCCUAUGCUAUCGUUGCGGAAAUCCUGGUCGGAACCGUGGAUGUGGUCCUGGACUCGGUCGAUAUUGACGAAAAGUUUCUCGGCCUGACCUUGUUCGCCCUUGUGCCGAGUACCACCGAGUUUCUGAAUGCCAUCUCCUUCGCGAUGAACGGGAACAUUGCUUUGAGCAUGGAAAUUGGUUCGGCUUAUGCAUUGCAGGUCUGUCUGCUACAAAUCCCAGCCUUGGUGCUCUUCUCAGCAGUGCAUGGACGAUUUAUUGAUCCCUCUGACUUGAUCGACCAUACUUUCAACCUGAUAUUCCCACAAUGGGAUAUGACGACGGUGAUCCUCUGCGUUUUCUUGCUCAGCUAUAUGUCUGGAGAAGGCAAGAGCAAUUAUUUCAAGGGAAGUAUCUUGGUCAUGACCUAUCUUGUGGUGGUGAUGGGAUUUUACUUCAGUGGAUUUACCUCGUUUACUAUCAUGGGCGCGGAUUCCACCGAUACAUUGGCUAUUGGGAAUACUAUCAGGAAUACUAUUCGGUCGGAGUUGUGAACGGGGUAGUUUGGGACUGGCAUUGAGCGAAGGCGUUUGUUUAUGAUUUGGUUUCUUUCGUGGCGAAGCAGGGGUAUAACUAUACGGAUAUAUAUGCGCCCGGAUGCCUGUAUAGAACAUUGGUAUAAUUUCUCUCCACAUCAAAACAACAUAUCAAUCCA
Molecule: messenger RNA, 4005 nt
Organism: Exophiala viscosa
Lineage: Eukaryota; Fungi; Ascomycota; Eurotiomycetes; Chaetothyriales; Herpotrichiellaceae
Product: Ca2+:H+ antiporter
Exons: 2
Coding region: 479-3844 (1121 amino acids)
Biological process (GO): calcium ion transmembrane transport; intracellular calcium ion homeostasis
Cellular component (GO): endomembrane system; membrane
Molecular function (GO): calcium:proton antiporter activity
Source: RefSeq, a predicted model, not a curated record